AUGGCCGUACACAAACAGCCUGCUGAUGGCGGUUCAGGGGCAGGGCCCCCGCGCGGCACGUGCGCACACCAGUCUACAGCUGUCAAGCAGAAAGACUGCGAAAUAUUGGCUGAGGCCCUUCGCAAUUCAGCAAUCCGAAUUGCUUGCGCAAAAGAGGCAGACCGGGGGCGCCUCUCCAGCGAGGAGGAUGAGCAACCAGAUCCUCUCGAGUAUCUUCCGGAAGCGCUGGAUAUCUGGACACGGGAGAACGAGGCGGACAGCGCUGGGUCGAAUGGGCAGAUAUCUCGGUCACUGUCGUGGUGCUCGUCUCUGUUUGAAGAGGUGGCGGCAGCUCUCGUCGCCGCCGCAGCCGCGGAGAAUCUCGGCCGAUGGAAGGACAGAACGCCGAAAGAGGACGCGGGUAAGGUUACUGUGGAAGGCGAAAGCGGAGGAGAGGAGAGGAGUGAGCAUCCGCAAACUGAAGGAUGUUGCUGGUGGGGGACAGUACAGCGGGAGGGCAGCAAAGGGAUGAAACGGGUGUCGCAGCUGGGCCGUCCUGACUGGUGGCAGGGAUUGACGGUCACCGAAGAUGAGGGUCGCUCGGGGUUCAACGAGACGAAUGAAAAAGGGAGAAAACCACGUUCGUGCGAAGGCUGCUCCCCAUCUCGCUGCCCCCCUUGCGGCGAGGAAUCCUGCAAACAGUGUCGAGUUGAAACCGAAGUUUUACACUAUGCAGCGCUCGCGGGCACUGGGCAGCGGAGAAUGUCGUGGCUGAAGUCGUCCUGCACGGCCCUUAUCAAGAGCGAACAGCCAGUGGAGAUCGACACCGCGCAUGCCUGUGACACAUUUGACAGACGAACCUCUCGCGAUGAUCCAUCGCCGUCGUGGUGGCAGGGAUGGGAUGGGUUGUUCAAAGGGGUGUUCCAGGCCCAGUCUGGUGUUAGCUGCCCAGCAGCGAAGGAAAACGCAGCAGCGAAGGAAAACGCGUGUGAACUCGAGGACGCCGAUUUGCAACAUCCAUUUUGCCACUUGGUAGGGGAAGAGGAAGGAGAUCCGCUAAACUGGGAGGGGGCGCCCACAACACCAGCGUGUCUGCCGGAGUUUCUGGGGGGCCUCGACAGGCGCUGUCAGCUAGGCGCACCUGCGCCCGAAAUGGCCGCUGCCCGCAGCGAAAAGCAUCUGACCCUCCAAGGGUGGUCUUUGGGAAGCCCACUGGCAGGACGGAAGGGUUUUUCGUUUGCGCCUGUGUCUCCUGCGUCAUCCUCGUCGUCUUGCCACCUGUUCCUGAGUUCGGGUUCCGCUCAGGAGGAAGACGAUGAAGUCGACGAGGAGUGGGACUUCCUUGUGAAUGAAGAACAGAUGGAUGCAGUUCUCGAAGCUGCACUCGCUUCGUCGACGUUAAGGAACUGUCUUUCGGAGUUCCACCGCCCUGCAGAGGCAGCCGCUCCUUCAGCCGCCAGCGAGCCGAGUCAGGCCGUCAGCGUCUCGAACCCCUCAGCUCUCAAUUCGCUGUCUCCACAAGCCAUGGCGGAGCUGCGCGAGCGACUGAAGUCAACUCUGAGAGAGAAGAUGCUCAAAUGCCGGCACCACUUUCGCAGUCUGAAAAGAGCGAUCCGCGCCAGAGACAUACAACGCGUGAGGCGCGACCUCGCGGAUCUCGCAGAGCUCGGGGGACCUGAAGUCUCAGGAAUCUGGGCCAGCGUGAAAGUGGGGUUAGGUGUGGCGACUCUCGCAUCAGGGCACAUCUUCAUGGGAGGGGUCAUGCUUGCCAUGGCAGCAAGCGCUGUAGGGUCUGCCGUUCUUUGGGGCCGCCAUCGCGACAUGUUUCGUCGUUGGAUGGCUGGCGAAGAAGAGGCUGCGACAGGAGAUGUAGAGUGCGAGUGUGGUCAUUCGAGCGAAGGCCGAGAAACAGAGGACGCUGAACACCGAGUAGAACAACAGGAUGCUCGCCAAGACGAAUGCAGGCGCCGUCAGCCGGUGAGUCAAGACGCCGGCACACGGAACGACAUCAAUGCCCGCCUUGGCUUCACAAAGGCAGGAGAAAACUCCCUCGAUGGCCUUGAAGGAAGAACACGCCAAGCUGCGUAUGCAGUUCAGGCGAUAACAGGUCCAUGCUCAGCCUAUGAGUAUGCCGACACUGAGGCCCGCGACGCCACAUCGGCGUCGGAAGGCAUUUAG
This is a messenger RNA of Besnoitia besnoiti, 2157 nucleotides long. RefSeq lists its product as uncharacterized. The transcript has a single exon. Lineage: Eukaryota; Apicomplexa; Conoidasida; Eucoccidiorida; Sarcocystidae. Bases 1 to 2157 code for a protein of 718 amino acids. The record is from RefSeq and is a predicted model, not a curated record.